CAAAAACCCUAAACCCUGAACGUUACCUCGCCUCCAUAAAACACCACCUAAGCCUAAAGCCAAGACAUUACAACGCCACUCUUCUUUACUACGACUGCUUCCUCAGCCCUUUCACAGUUCAGACAGUAGCAGAAAUGAGACCCCCAAGAGGCCGCGGUGGUGCGGGAAGAGGAAGAGGAGGCGGCAGAGGUGGUGGUGGUGGAGGAAGAGGUGGUAGUGGUGGUGGAAGAGGUGGUAGCGCCAUGAGAGGCCGUGGUGGAGGCCGUGGAGGCAGAGGUGGAGGGCGCGGUGGAGGACGUGGAGGUGGAAUGAAAGGUGGAAGCAAGGUUGUGGUUGAACCUCAUAGACACGAGGGUGUUUUUAUUGCUAAGGGUAAAGAAGAUGCCCUAGUCACUAAGAACAUGGUUCCUGGUGAAGCUGUCUACAAUGAGAAGAGAAUCGCUGUUCAGAAUGAAGAUGGAACUAAAGUUGAGUACAGAGUUUGGAAUCCCUUCCGUUCAAAGUUGGCUGCUGCUGUUCUUGGUGGCGUUGAUAAUAUAUGGAUUAAACCGGGUGCUCGUGUUCUUUACCUUGGUGCUGCUUCUGGCACAACUGUCUCUCAUGUGUCUGACAUUGUUGGCCCUGAGGGUGUGGUUUAUGCAGUUGAGUUUUCUCAUAGAAGUGGUAGAGACUUAGUCAACAUGGCAAAAAAGCGAACAAACGUUAUUCCUAUCAUUGAGGAUGCUAGGCAUCCAGCUAAGUACCGGAUGUUGGUUGGAAUGGUGGAUGUGAUAUUUUCUGAUGUUGCUCAGCCUGAUCAGGCAAGAAUUUUAGCUCUGAAUGCAAGUUAUUUUCUCAAAGCUGGUGGUCAUUUUGUUAUUUCAAUCAAGGCCAAUUGCAUAGAUUCCACUGUCCCUGCUGAGGCAGUGUUUCAGAGUGAAGUGAAGAAGCUGCAACAGGAGCAGUUCAAACCUUCUGAGCAGGUGACAUUGGAGCCUUUUGAGCGAGACCAUGCUUGUGUGGUUGGUGGCUACAGAAUGCCAAAGAAACAGAAGGCUUAAAACCUGAUCAUUGUAGUGAAAAUCUAGCUUUGCUGAAUUUCACAUAUUCUUUUUUAUCUUUAAUUGGACUAGCAAUUUUGCACUCUUUUUUUCUGGGUUUUUUUUUUUGGUUUAGAUCGAUCUAUUUUGAACUGAAAUCUCGAUGUAUGAAUGUUUGUGAAACCAUUUUUGGAUAAAUCCCAAAUGUCGGUGCCCUCAUAAAAAGCUAUCAUUUUCCUCGGAAA
Messenger RNA from Mangifera indica (mango), 1264 nucleotides. RefSeq names its product rRNA 2'-O-methyltransferase fibrillarin 2. Bases 135 to 1040 code for a protein of 301 amino acids. The record is from RefSeq and is a predicted model, not a curated record. Gene Ontology annotation, molecular function: histone H2AQ104 methyltransferase activity; RNA binding; rRNA methyltransferase activity. The transcript is spliced from 7 exons. Gene Ontology annotation, biological process: rRNA methylation; box C/D sno(s)RNA 3'-end processing. Gene Ontology annotation, cellular component: nucleolus; box C/D methylation guide snoRNP complex; small-subunit processome. NCBI's taxonomy places the organism in Eukaryota, Viridiplantae, Streptophyta, Magnoliopsida, Sapindales, Anacardiaceae.